Molecule: messenger RNA, 6523 nt
Organism: Scomber japonicus (chub mackerel)
Lineage: Eukaryota; Metazoa; Chordata; Actinopteri; Scombriformes; Scombridae
Gene: plxna4
Product: plexin A4
Exons: 31
Coding region: 1-5748 (1915 amino acids)
Biological process (GO): regulation of cell shape; regulation of cell migration; positive regulation of axonogenesis
Cellular component (GO): semaphorin receptor complex
Molecular function (GO): protein binding; semaphorin receptor activity
Source: RefSeq, a predicted model, not a curated record
AUGACGUCCAUCACCAGGACAUGGACCUGCUUUUUUGUAUGCUGCUUCCUGUCCACUUUGGCACUUCCGGUGACAUCACAAACAGUGGUGCAAGCCCCACAGGCUCACAGUUCUGGCUCCCAAGUGAUCACAGCAUCCCUUCAGGAGGAGGAGUAUGCAUCAUUUCAUGCUGAGAACCCUGAAUGGACAUUUAACCAUCUGGCGGUGGACAAUCGCAAUGGCAAUGUUUAUUUAGGAGCCGUCAAUCGUAUCUACAAACUAUCCCCGGGUUUGGAGGUCCAGGUGUCCCAUGAGACUGGUCCAGAUGAAGACAACCGCAAGUGCUACCCACCACGGAUCGUCCAGCCCUGCAGUGAGCCACUGACACUCACCAACAAUGUCAACAAGAUGCUUCUGAUGGACUAUCGGGAGAAUCGGCUACUGGCAUGUGGCAGCCUCUACCAGGGUAUCUGUAAACUGCUUCGCCUAGAUGACCUCUUCAAACUUGGAGAGCCCUUUCACAAGAAAGAGCACUACCUCUCAGGUGUCAAUGAGAGUGGCUCUGUGUUUGGUGUCAUUGUUUCACAUGAAAAACUCUCUCAGGACAUGCUGUUUGUAGCCACAGCUGUGGAUGGCAAGCCAGAGUACUUCCCUACCAUCUCCAGUCGCAAAUUGGCCAGAAACUCAGAGGAGGAUGGCAUGUUUGCCUAUGUCUUCCAUGAUGAGUUUGUGGCCUCACUGCUUAAGAUCCCCUCAGACACCUACACUGUCAUCCCAGACUUUGACAUAUAUUACAUUUAUGGCUUUGCCAGUGGAAACUUUGUCUACUUCCUGACUUUGCAGCCUGAAAUGGGGGGUGGGCCAACCACCAGAUCCUCCUCUACAGGUCGAGAACAGGUCUACACCUCCAAGAUAGUCCGCCUCUGUAAGUCAGACAGAGCCUUCAACUCCUAUGUAGAGGUGCCCAUUGGAUGCAUUAGUGGCAAUGUUGAAUACCGUUUACUCGAAGCUGCCUACCUUUCCAAAGCUGGUGCUAUCCUUGCACGUUCACUAGAUGUGGCGCCGGAUGACGACGUCCUGUUCGCUGUAUUCUCGAAAGGCCAGAAGAGACGUCCACGCCAGGCAUCCCAGGACUCUGCACUAUGCGUCUUUUCUCUGCGGAAGAUCAACGACAAAAUCAAGGAGAGGCUGCAGUCCUGCUACAAGGGAGAGGGCACACUGGACCUGGCUUGGCUCACAGUCAAAGAUGUUCGCUGCAGCAGUGCGCUCUUGACCAUUGACGACGACUUUUGUGGCCUCGACAUGAAUGCGCCAUUGGGUGUGUCUGAGAUGGUGCGUGGCAAGCCUCUUUUCUCCGACGCCGUUGACAAAAUGACCUCCGUCAUUGCCUACGUCUACAAAAACCACUCACUGGUCUUCGUGGGCACAAAGAGUGGACGAGUGAAGAAGAUCCGGGUAGAUGGCUCCUCACGUGCUUUGCAGUAUGAGACGGUGCAGGCAGUGGAAAAUGGACCCAUCCUCAGAGACAUGGCCUUCUCAUCUGAUCACCACUACCUCUAUGUCAUGUCUGAGACCCAGCUAUCACGGGUGCCAGUGGAGGCCUGUGGUCAGUACUCAACCUGCAGUGAAUGUCUUGGAUCAGGAGAUCCCCACUGUGGCUGGUGUGUCCUGCACAACAUGUGCACCAGAAAGGAGAAAUGUGAGCGUUCAUCAGAGCCUCGGCGCUUUGCAUCGGACAUCAAGCAGUGUGUGCGUCUCAGUGUCCAUCCAAAUAAUAUUUCAGUGUCCCAGUUUAGUGUCACGUUGGUAUUAGAGGCCCAUAAUGUCCCAGAACUUUCUGCUGGUGUCAACUGCACCUUUGAAGACCUUGCUGAGAUGAAUGGCUUGGUGGAGGGAAACCGGAUUAAGUGCUCCUCCCCUGCUGAGAAAGAGAUGCCACGUAUUAUUGUUGACAAAGGUGACCACCAGAUUGUGCAGCUCUAUCUCAAGUCCAAAGAAACAGGCUUGGCAUUCGCGAAUACCAGUUUUGUUUUCUACAACUGUAGCGUGCACAAGUCGUGUCUGUCAUGUGUUAGUAGUCCCUACCAGUGCCACUGGUGUAAAUACAGACAUGACUGUACCCACGACCCUCGUACAUGUUCCUUCCAGGAGGGACGUGUCAAGACGCCUGAGGAGUGUCCCCAGUUGCUGCCUGCAGAGAGGAUCCUGGUGCCAGUCAAUGUGGUAAAACCCAUUACCCUGCGGGCUAAGAACCUCCCUCAGCCUCAGUCUGGACAGAGGGGGUAUGAGUGUCUUCUGACCAUCCAGGGAAAUGAGCACAGAGUUCCUGCCCUGCGCUUCAACAGCUCCUCAGUGCAGUGUCAAAACACAUCGUAUUUCUAUGAUGGGAUGGAGAUGAGCAGUCUUCCUGUGGAGCUGACCGUCAUCUGGAACGGAGAUUUCAGCAUCGACAACCCCGCCCACAACAAAGUCCAUCUGUACAAGUGUGACGCCCAACGUGGAAGCUGCGGUUUGUGUCUAAAGGCAGACCCGCUGUUUGGGUGCGUUUGGUGUAAAGGAGAGAAUCGCUGCACCCUCAAACAACACUGUCCCCACCCUGAGAACCAGUGGCUGGAACACAACGGCAUCAACAGCAAGUGCACCCACCCACGGAUCACACAGAUUACUCCUCUGCGGGGUCCCAGAGAGGGUGGCACACUUGUGACCAUUCGUGGUGAGAACCUGGGACUGGAGUUCAGAGAGAUUCAGGGUAAUGUGAAGGUGGCUGAAGUGGAAUGCACACCCAUACGUGAGGGCUACAUCCCUGCUGAACAGAUUGUGUGUGAGAUGGGUAAAGCAGAGAAGAGUCAGUAUACUGGGAACGUGCAGGUCUGUGUUGGGGUUGGAGAAUGCAGACCAGAAUUCAUGGCAAAAUCCUCCAAGUACUACUACUUUGUGAUCCCAAGGAUUCACAACCUCAAGCCCAGCCGAGGGCCAGUCUCCGGGGGAACCAUUGUCAACAUCACCGGCAGCCACCUUGAUGCUGGGAGCAAUGUGUCAAUUAUGUUUAAGGACCAGCCAUGCACUUAUCUGAGGAGGGGUGGCCUAUGGCUCACAUGCCGAACUCAUGCUUCCCUAAAUGGAUAUGGAAACGUGUCUGUGUCUGUGAGCAUAGACAAGGCUCACCUUCAGAAGGACCUGCGGUUUGAGUAUGUGGAAGAUCCCACCAUAACCAAAAUAGAGCCAGAGUGGAGCAUCUAUAGUGGACACACUCCAGUGACAGUGACAGGAACUAACCUGGACAUAAUUCAAACCCCACUCAUCAGAGCCAAAUACAACGGCCACGAGACACUCAAUUUGUGCCAGGUGCUUGGCCCUACAUCCAUGCUGUGCCAGGCCCCAGAGCUGCCCAUCAGCCUGGCCAGGCAGCAAGAGGUGCCUGAAAGACCUGAUGAGUUUGGCUUUAAACUGGACGAUGUGCAGGCUCUGAUGGCACUCAACAACACCAACUUUAUCUACUACCCCAAUCCAGAGUUUGAACAGCUCAGCGUGUCUGGGGUGCUAGAGCUUAAACCUGGAUCACCCAUCAUACUGAAGGGGCGGAACUUCCUUCCACCAACCAGUAGUGGAAAUGGAAAGCUGAACUACACAGUUCUGAUAGGCGAGAAGACCUGCAUGUUAACAGUGUCAGAGACCCAGUUGCUCUGUGAGUCACCCAACCUGACGGGUCGGCACAAGGUCCUGGCUCGUGUGGGUGGAAUCGAGUUUUCUCCAGGUGUGGUCCACAUCACGUCUGACAGCCCGCUUAGCAGCACAGCAAUCAUUGGCAUUGCUGCAGCAGGUGCCCUGCUCAUCCUCUUCAUUGUGGUGGUGCUCAUUGCCUACAAGCGCAAGUCUCGUGAGAGUGACCUGACCCUGAAGAGGCUGCAGAUGCAGAUGGACAACCUUGAGUCACGUGUUGCACUGGAGUGCAAAGAGGCUUUUGCAGAGCUCCAGACAGACAUCCAUGAGUUGACCAGUGAUUUGGAUGGAGCAGGGAUCCCCUUCUUGGACUACAGGACCUACACCAUGAGGGUCCUUUUCCCCGGCAUUGAGGAACAUCCUGUACUCAAAGACCUGGAGGUGCCAGGCUACCGCCAAGAGCAAGUAGAGAAGGGGCUGAAGCUCUUCGGUCAGCUCAUUAACAACAAGGUCUUCCUGCUGUGUUUUAUUCGCACUCUGGAGGCUCAGCGUGGUUUCUCCAUGAGGGACCGUGGAAACGUGGCCUCCCUUAUCAUGACAGUGCUGCAGAGCAAAUUGGAGUAUGCUACUGAUGUCCUGAAGCACCUGCUGUCUGACCUCAUAGACCGCAACCUUGAGAGCAAGAAUCACCCAAAACUGCUGCUCCGCAGGACUGAGUCUGUUGCAGAGAAAAUGCUGACCAACUGGUUUACGUUUCUCCUCUACAAGUUUCUUAAGGAGUGUGCAGGGGAACCUCUCUUCUCCCUUUUCUGUGCCAUCAAGCAGCAGAUGGAGAAAGGCCCCAUUGACUCCAUCACAGGAGAGGCACGCUACUCGCUCAGUGAAGACAAGCUCAUCAGACAACAGAUUGACUACAAGACGCUGGUGGUGAACUGCAUCCACCCAGAAAAUGAGAAGAGCCCAGAGAUUCAGGUGAAGGUCCUGAACUGUGACACCAUCAGUCAAGUGAAGGAGAAGAUCCUGGAUGCUAUCUACAAGAAUGUCCCACACUCACACCGCUUAAAAGCCUCUGACAUGGACCUGGAAUGGCGGCAGGGGCGAGGACAGCGCAUGAUCCUGCAGGAUGAGGACGUCACAACUAAGAUCGAAGCUGACUGGAAAAGACUCAACAUGCUGGCCCAUUAUCAGGUGCCUGAUAAUGCAGUAAUGGCCUUGGUUCCCAAGCAAGUUACAGCCUACAAUUCAGUAAACAACUCCACAGUGUCUCGAACUUCUGCAAGUAAAUAUGAGAACAUGAUUAAAUACACCGGAAGCCCCGACAGCCUGCGAUCCCGUACUCCUAUGAUCACUCCUGACUUGGAGAGCGGCGUCAAGGUUUGGCACCUGGUUAAGAACCAUGAGCACGGAGACCAGAAGGAGGGCGACCGCGGCAGCAAGAUGGUCUCAGAGAUCUACCUGACACGACUUCUGGCUACCAAAGGUACGUUACAGAAGUUUGUGGAUGACCUGUUUGAGACCAUCUUCAGCACGGCCCAUCGAGGCAGCGCCCUGCCACUGGCCAUCAAAUAUAUGUUCGACUUCCUGGAUGAGCAGGCCGACAAACACAACAUCCAUGACCCACAUGUUCGACACACAUGGAAGAGCAACUGCCUACCUCUGCGUUUUUGGGUGAAUGUGAUCAAGAAUCCCCAGUUUGUGUUUGACAUCCAUAAGAGCAGCAUCACAGAUGCCUGUCUGUCUGUGGUGGCCCAGACCUUCAUGGACUCCUGCUCAACCUCAGAACACCGCCUUGGGAAGGACUCACCCUCUAACAAGCUGCUUUAUGCCAAGGACAUCCCCAGCUAUAAGAGCUGGGUGGAGAGGUACUACUCAGACAUUAAUAAAAUGCCAGCGAUCAGUGACCAGGACAUGAACGCCUACUUGGCAGAACAGUCACGGAUGCACAUGAAUGAGUUCAAUACCAUGAGCUCUCUCAGUGAGAUUUACUCCUAUGUGGGCAAAUACACUGAGGAGAUUGUGUGUGCACUGGAGCAGGACGAUGCAGCCAGGAAACAGAGGCUGGCCUUCAAGCUGGAGCAGGUGGUGGCCUUCAUGAGUCUGGAGAGCUGAGGACCGCACUUCCCAGGGCGCACUGGGAAGAGACCCCGUCAGAAACCGAGCCGUGCCUGAGCGAAGACCUGUCCCCAUCUUUUUCAUCAUGUGACUUCCUCCCUCCGCCUUUCAAAGAUGAUAACUUCUUCCUUGACCUUUUUUCUGCUUCCUCUUCCCCCAAGAAAUAUUUUUGUUUUCCUCAUCCACUCUGCUGCAUAGACUAGUUUACCUGAAUAUCUGAGGGGUGGUUCAGAGCUGAGGUUGACGUCUCCCACAGUGCAAUGCAGGGGAUCCCUCAGCUUCACCACAGGGAGAGCUUCAAGGGGUGAUUGCUGGAAAGCUGGCCAUAUUGGCAUACUUCAGUCCCCCUGAUGGAAGAAAAGAUGGGAAAAAAACAUUUUUAUGUUGCCUUCAAGAAUUUACACUAAAAACCAUUAUGUUGGGAGUCCAUUUUGUUGAGAACUUUUUUCAAAAUAGGAUAGAUAAAAUAAAACCAUCUCUAGAGUCCAGUUUAUUGUAGUUCUAUAUUCAAUAUACGGAAUCAAGAGGAAAUAUCAAAAAUGAUGACUGCAAGCCAAAUGAACACCUCUGAAGAAAAUUAAUGCAAGGUUGGUUUGCCAAGUUUACACUGUACCUAUGAGCAAAGCAUACAUAUCUGCGAAAUUUGGGGUGAGUCCAGGCAAACCUAGAAUGUUCUUUCAAUGUAGCUGGAGUUGUAUUUAAGAUAAAGACUGAUGGGGGGGUAGGAAAGGAUUAGUGCUUCUCUGAACUUUUCCUUUAUUGAAACUUGACU